AUGUCAUUCACAGGAACUACAGAUAAAUGCAAGGCUUGUGAUAAGACUGUUUAUGUGGUUGACAUGUUAACUCUUGAAGGAAUCUGGCAAUUUCAGCAAGAACUUUCAAACAGGUACAAAUUAUUAUGCACCUGUCACUUUCUAUUGACUUGGCUAACAUGUUAUGUUGUUUUUCAUGAACAAAAUUGCGGCACAGCAAAGUCUUCUGAUAAACAAAAUGAGACGCAUAAGACCCCCAACAGACUCUCAUCCAUGUUCAGUGGAACUCUAGACAAAUGCUCAGUUUGUUCAAAAACAGUCUAUCCUCUGGAAAAGAUGACACUUGAAGGGGAAUGCUAUCACAAGAAUUGCUUCAGAUGUGCUCAUGCAGGUUGCCACCUCACACAUUCCUCCUAUGCUGCCCUGGAUGGUGUCCUCUACUGCAGGCAUCAUUUCCAACAACUUUUCAUGGAGAAAGGGAACUACCAUCAUGUACUCCAAUCUGCUAACCACAAGAAGAAUGCCACACAAUCUCCUGAUGAACCUGCUGAACCUGCAGCUGAAGGAGAAGAAGAGCCUCCAAAGCCAGAAGAAUCUGAUUCUGAGAAACACACAGAAGAAAAGCCUCAAAAUGAAGCAUAGGAAACAUGAGUUGCUUCCUCCCUUUUUUUCAGGGAUCCUACUAUUGAAAGGUGUUUUUGUUAAGUGUUGUUGGCACACUCUUUUUGUCUGGUUGAAUUUCACUGUCUAACAUUUUUUUUUCCUUACAAAUUAG
This is a messenger RNA of Glycine soja, 754 nucleotides long. Its product is annotated as LIM domain-containing protein PLIM2c-like. The record is from RefSeq and is a predicted model, not a curated record. The transcript is spliced from 5 exons. Gene Ontology annotation, biological process: actin filament bundle assembly. Gene Ontology annotation, molecular function: actin filament binding. Gene Ontology annotation, cellular component: actin cytoskeleton; plasma membrane. Lineage: Eukaryota; Viridiplantae; Streptophyta; Magnoliopsida; Fabales; Fabaceae. Bases 1 to 621 code for a protein of 206 amino acids.